AUGUGCGGCCUGCCGCGGCGUCUGCAGAGCACCCAAGCGGAGCAGACUGCGGAAACGGAGCCGGAGGACAUCGCUUUGGUGGAGCAGCGGCUACUGAAGCACCCGGACUACUUCCAGGUGCACAACCUGUUCACCGUGCGCGACCUCUUCAAUGCCCGCGUGCACUAUGGCCACAAGGAGGGCUCCCUGGACGACCGGAUGCGUCCGUAUCUCUUCGGCAGUCGCCUGGGCCACCUGAUCUUCGAUCUGGACAAAACCGCUUCGCAUCUGCGCGAUGCCCUCAAUUUCGCGGCCCACAUUGCCUUCCGCGACGGCAUUAUUCUGUUCUUCAAUCGCAACGCCAUGAACUCGCAUCUCGUGGAGCAGAAGGCCCAGGAGGCCGGCGAAUUCUCGCACACUCGCUUCUGGCGCGGCGGCAUCUUCACGAAUGCCAAUGUUCAGUUCGAUGCCGUCACCCGGCUGCCCGAUCUCUGCAUCUUCCUGAACACCCAGAACAAUGUGAUGGCCCAGCACACGGCUGUCCGAGAUGCCGCCAAAAUGGCCAUUCCUACAAUUGGCAUUGUGGACAGCAAUUGCAAUCCCAAUUUGAUCACCUACCCGGUGCCGGGAAACGAUGAUUCGCCGGCGGCGGUGGAGCUGUACUGCAACCUCUUCAAGGAGGCCAUUCUGCGCGGCAAGCGGGAGCGACGCCAAAUCCUUGGCCUGCCCCCCCUGGACGAAACCCAGCCGCGUCGCAGCCGGAAACCCAGAAAGUAGCCAUUAGUGUCAAGUUGAUUUUGUUACAUUUAUCUGAAUACAAAUACCGAUGUCCGUCGAACCGGGAUGUAGAAGAAA
Messenger RNA from Drosophila takahashii, 834 nucleotides. It is a transcript of the gene mRpS2, whose product is annotated as mitochondrial ribosomal protein S2. The record is from RefSeq and is a predicted model, not a curated record. Lineage: Eukaryota; Metazoa; Arthropoda; Insecta; Diptera; Drosophilidae. Gene Ontology annotation, biological process: translation. Gene Ontology annotation, molecular function: structural constituent of ribosome. Gene Ontology annotation, cellular component: ribosome; mitochondrial small ribosomal subunit.